UGGUUCAAAUAACAAGGAUAAUUCUGUCAUUUCGGUAUACCUUUCGCAAGAACUCGACAACAUAAAGUCACGCACUUUAAUGGAGGUCCAAGCAUGGUUUCUCAUUUUCCCAUAGGAAAUCUUUUGUCAAAGUUUUUGAAUCUGAGUUUUGACCCGAAAUUGGAUUCCUUGGAUCGAUCUCAAGGAAGGGUUUUGAGUUGAAUGCCUUUUGUUUUUGUAUUGAUUCAACAAUGGCGAAAGUGAGACAUUCUCGAUUGCAAGCGAGGAAAUGGUCGACGGUUACGCUCGUGUUGUCGAUGUUGUUUAUGUUAUCGGUGGUUUUAUUGAUGCUAUUGGGACUAGGGAUCUUCUCUCUCCCGAUAAAUAACGAUGAUUCUGCCCCCAAUGAUCUCACUUCUUAUAGGCGCAUGGCUUCUGAAAGAGGGAAAGGCUUGGGGAAGAGAGGGGAGCAAUGGACUGAAGUCCUUUCCUGGGAGCCUAGAGCUUUCAUUUAUCAUAACUUCUUGUCCAAGGAAGAGUGUGAGUACUUAAUAAAUCUUGCUAAACCUCACAUGGUGAAGUCCACUGUGGUUGAUAGCAAGACAGGGAAAAGUAAAGAUAGCAGGGUACGGACAAGUUCGGGUAUGUUUCUGAGAAGAGGGCAAGAUAAAAUCAUUAGGGACAUAGAAAAUAGGAUAGCAGACUACUCUUUCAUUCCUGUAGAGCAUGGAGAAGGUCUUCAAGUUCUCCACUAUGAAGUUGGACAGAAAUAUGAUGCACACUUUGAUUACUUCCUUGAUGAGUUCAACACUAAAAAUGGUGGCCAGCGGAUGGCUACCAUGCUUAUGUAUUUGUCAGAUGUUGAAGAGGGGGGUGAGACAAUAUUUCCUGCAGCCAAGGGCAAUAUUAGUGCUGUGCCGUGGUGGAAUGAAUUGUCUGAAUGUGGGAAACAGGGGCUUGCUGUGAAGCCUAAGAUGGGUGACGCAUUGCUGUUCUGGAGCAUGAGACCUGAUGCUACACUAGAUCCUUCAAGUUUGCACGGUGGAUGCCCUGUGAUUACGGGGAACAAAUGGUCCUCUACAAAGUGGAUGCAUCUUGAAGAAUACAAGGUUUAAGUUGCUCUCCGAAAGGAUACCAUAUUACCAAGGUACAUGCCAUGGCGGUCCAAUGCUGGGAAAGUUUAUGAUUCAUGCAACUCUUUAUACUCAGGUGUCAGCCCCACUAUUCUUUUAUUUGAUGGGUAUUCUUUUCUUUUUUGGCCUAAUUCUUAGGUUGAGAAGUACUUUAUUUUCUCUUUUUACCUUUUGGUUUUGUUUGACCCCUUGGAAAUACUAUGGCAGUCCUAUACUUGUGUGAAAAAUAUGAUGCCAUACGUUGAUACAUUUAUGAGGUGAGGACAUAGGAAAUGGGUCGCAGCAGUUGGAUGCAUUACCUGCAGACUGUAAAUUUGCAAAAUAAUCAUAAUUUAGUCCAGCACCUUGCCUGCUGAAUAUUUUUGUUCAA
Messenger RNA from Gossypium arboreum, 1482 nucleotides. Its product is annotated as probable prolyl 4-hydroxylase 3. The transcript has 8 exons. Bases 231 to 1094 code for a protein of 287 amino acids. Gene Ontology annotation, cellular component: endoplasmic reticulum. The record is from RefSeq and is a predicted model, not a curated record. Gene Ontology annotation, biological process: peptidyl-proline hydroxylation to 4-hydroxy-L-proline. NCBI's taxonomy places the organism in Eukaryota, Viridiplantae, Streptophyta, Magnoliopsida, Malvales, Malvaceae. Gene Ontology annotation, molecular function: procollagen-proline 4-dioxygenase activity; L-ascorbic acid binding; iron ion binding.